UUGGGAAUCGACCUACAGUUGACGAAGUUUUCGGCCUGCUGAUUAAAACGCUCUCUGUUUUCGAUCGCGUAUCUGUGGUCAUUGACGGCUUGGAUGAAUGUCGACCAGAUGACCGUCCCUCAUGUCUUGAGCUAAUCAACCGUUUGCGUCUAGAGCAUCCGGACAAGCUUUACAUCCUGAUCACGAGUCGGCGCAAUCUUGACAUAGAGGAAGCUCUGAAGACAUCGACACCAAGUUCGAUGAUCUCGUUCCAGAAUCACAUGACCGACCACAAUAUCUCGUCAAUAGCUUACGAGAAGUUGCUCGACAGUAUUCCCGUCGAACAGCAUCCAUUGGCAAAGUCGGCCCUCAGUUGGCUGACGUUCGCAUUAGAGCCGCUGUCUGUCGAAGCAUUAGCGGAAGCUGUUGCUCUACGCGAACAUGACCUCGAACAUGAUCUCAAGAUACGGGCUCACGAUCCACAAUCUCUUUUGGCAAUUCUAGCCCCAUUUGUUUCUCCGCGACCAGAUCCAUCGAUUCGGCUGGAUCGAGACCUGCUGAAUGCUCUUUCCUCGGGUAUCAUCACCAAAGAUGCUCUAGGAACUUUCUAUACGAAUCAGGACGAAGUUCGGUUGUAUAUGGCCGAAUGCUGCAUACAGUACGUCCUGCUCUAUGCAAGAUCGGAGGCCCGGGAAGGAAACACGAACGAUCUGUCCACUUUUCCCUUGCUGCAAUACGCUAGUAAACACUGGAUACCGCACCUACGACAGCUUUGGGAAGUAUACACGAAGGAAGAGCAGAGUAAUAUUGAGCAACUUACUCUGAGACUUCUCUCUGAUGACGAAUCACUUGAUUGCUGCUUAUCGGUCUACGACCCGCAGGAUCCCGGUCGGGAGCCAUUUACAGCUCUUUCAAACAGAGAUGCAGCCAUAUUUUACGCAGUUCGGACAGGUAUGGAAAGCGUGGUUACCGCUCUCCUUGAGAGUGAUGCUGCGAACAACGAGUGUGACGACCUCGGUCGUCAACCAUUACACAUAGCCGUCGAAAAUGACGAUGCUCACAUUGUUAAGGUGCUAGUCCAACACCAUGCGAGUACUACUGCGGAGAAUGAGUGUGGCGAAACGCCCCUUUCAAUUGCUGCACUCUCAAACUCGAGCUCUGAAACACUUGACAUAUUGCUCCAACACACAGAACUACAAGUUUUGUCCAACUUGAACGUGAAAGGAGCGCCUUUUAUACGCGUCGUUACGCAAAAAAGCACCGGCCAAGUGUUAGGCAAGCUUAUCUCCCACCUCGGAUUAUCGGUGGAGGAGCUAAAUCAGAGAGACGAAGAUGGCCGGACGUUGUUGCAUUUCGCUGCUGAAUGGGGAAAUACAUCGACAAUAUCUACUCUUCUGGAAGCAGGUGCUGAUGCGAAUGUGGGAGAUAAGGAGGACGACAGGCCUUUGCAUCUUGCGGUUCGGUUUGAUCAAGAAGAAGCAAGAGAGAGGCUGAUUGCUGGCAAUGCUGACCCGACACUCUUUAAUUUGAAGAAAGAGACCCCUCUUGCAGAGUCGUGGACACGAAAAUCGCUGGAUUGGAAUUCUUAUCAAGUGGACAUGGGGCUUGAAGCAAGCUCAAACAUGAGUCGACCGUCACAAGCAGCCUGUCAUAUUUUGUCAAAGCAAGGGGAUUGUCAGGGGCCACAAAUAAUCUUCUCCAAAACCUACGAUUGGUCUCAUCUUGACGGCAAUGAAAACAGAAAGGCCGAGCGGAAAACUCUUCUACUUUCUCUGAUGCGCGAAAAGAAGUCUCUCCAGCGCCUAGACCACCCCUUCAUUGUCUCGUAUCUGGGCUUUAUCCAACUAGAGCAGAAGAAGUCCAAAUAUAACUUGUAUCUGGAAUAUUGCGACGGUGGGGACUUAGAAACAAGGCAUAUUAACAGGACACAACAAAAUGAAGGGCCCGCGAGCGAUGACGAAGAAGACGAAGCGCUCCUAGCUGAAGCAGGUAUACAAGACUCAUCUGACACGACUAGCCCGGAUGAAAACCCUCCCACGUCCAUGAAGGCGGUAGAGCGCCAAGCCUUGGAUGAAGACGCUGUCUGGACCUUGAUGUACCAGCUAUUUGCCGCUUUAGCCUAUCUCCAUUACGGCAUCUCGAUCUCAAAAGAGGGGGCCUGUCGCGUUGAGCAUCACUGGGACACUAUGUUGCACAGAGACAUAAAGCCCCAUAACAGUAAGAAAACAUCCGAGAUGAUCAUUCGCGGACUAUUUUUCGUGUUCUAACCAGGCUCUGCACAAAGUCGUCCUGAAAUCUGGGCCAAACGGCCAGCGAAUCGCGAAGUUAUGUGACUUGGGACACGUUCGUAACUGGAAAGCCGCCGGCCCGAUGACCGUUCCCACAUACAGAGGCACACGCGAGUAUUGGCCACCAGAAAUCCAAGGUGCCAGUCUCUCACUAGAGGAGCGGCACCGUCAAUGGUCUACGAAAGGCGAUGUCUGGUGCCUUGCAAGUUAGUGUUUUCGAGGCCCAUAGCUUGAUUUUUGCUC
Messenger RNA from Alternaria alternata, 2510 nucleotides. RefSeq names its product ankyrin. The record is from RefSeq and is a predicted model, not a curated record. The transcript is spliced from 3 exons. NCBI's taxonomy places the organism in Eukaryota, Fungi, Ascomycota, Dothideomycetes, Pleosporales, Pleosporaceae. Bases 240 to 2246 code for a protein of 668 amino acids. Gene Ontology annotation, molecular function: protein kinase activity; ATP binding; protein binding. Gene Ontology annotation, biological process: protein phosphorylation.